UUGCCAGCUGUGCCAACAUCGACAGUAGCAAUGAUUUUAAAUCUUAUAAGUAAUAUAUAAAUAACUUUAUUGAUUAAAAUUUUUUACAAAAUAAAUAAAUCGAAUGCCUAAUAAUGUAAGUAUUUUAAUAAAAUUGCAAAACGAUGAUAUAAAUUCUCAUUGUCCCCAUGGGGCGUUGACAGAUUCCUAUGGGAUGAUGGUUCAAUUUGUUUUGGGAAUACUAGCAUUUGCAUCAUUAAUAUUAAAAAGAUAUUUCGAACCUUUAUUCGAACGCAGGCCCUGGCUUAUCUGGUUUUUUGACACAUCAAAGCAAGCUAUAGGAGCCUUAGUGAUACAUUUUGCAAAUAUAUUUUUAUCUGAUAUAUUUCAUGGAGAUCCCUGUACAUGGUAUAUUACAAAUUUUCUUAUGGAUUCAACAGUUGGAUUGGUGAUAAUAUUUGCUUUGUUAAAAUUUUUUCAAUACACUGUAAAAUUGAAAGGUUAUAAAUCCUUAAAAUUUGGUUCCUACGGAAAACCUCCUUCUCUUUUAUAUUGGCUUAGACAAUGUGGUAUUUAUAUUGCUAUAAUGAUAAUAGAGAAAAUUUUUAUUACUAUUUUAAUACAAUUCAAAUUUUUUAAAAAUAUAUUCGGUUAUCUCACUAUACCUAUUAAUAAUCCAAAAAUUGAAGUUGCACUAGUAGUUUUGAUAAUUCCACUGUUCAUCAACAUAUUGAUGUUUUGGAUAAUUGAUAAUAUGUUAAUGAACAAGCAUAUACAUAUAAGGAAACAUGGUGAAGAAGACAUGAAGUUUUACACUAAUAUUCGAUAUAAGAAUGUUGAUAAAAAGAUUGAUUCUGAUUGCAAUACUAACUUAAUUGAGGAAUAGUGAUUAAAAUGACAAUCUAAUCCAUCCACGUCCACUCAAUAUAAUUUUUUUUAUUAUAAAUUAUGUAGUAUUAUUUCUUUUUAUAUAGAUAAUUUUGUUUAUUAUGAUU
Molecule: messenger RNA, 974 nt
Organism: Gordionus sp. m RMFG-2023
Lineage: Eukaryota; Metazoa; Nematomorpha; Gordioida; Chordodea; Parachordodidae
Product: store-operated calcium entry regulator STIMATE-like
Exons: 1
Coding region: 104-865 (253 amino acids)
Cellular component (GO): membrane
Source: RefSeq, a predicted model, not a curated record